This is a messenger RNA of Trematosphaeria pertusa, 774 nucleotides long. RefSeq lists its product as uncharacterized. Lineage: Eukaryota; Fungi; Ascomycota; Dothideomycetes; Pleosporales; Trematosphaeriaceae. The record is from RefSeq and is a predicted model, not a curated record. The coding region runs from base 144 to 587 and encodes 147 amino acids. The transcript is spliced from 2 exons.
ACCGUCUCUCCAGACACUCCCUUCUCGCCCGCCUCCGUGUCGCUGGAGGUCUGCCGCACUCGAUCGGCUCGGCAGCUCUGCGCGGAGACAUUCCUCACGCUCCUUGACCCAUACUCGAAAGUCGAAAUUCGGCGCCGUUCGCCAUGAUCCGCGAUUUCGAGACGUGGAACAAUGUGCUCGGCGAGGCGUCGCAGCUGGAGGAGCUGAGAGGCCUUCGCGUGGGCAUUGAGGCCGCCGAAUACCUCAAGAACCGCAUACUAAAUCAUCCCCGUGCAAAAGAGCCGCUCGUACCUGCGCUGGGAGGCUUACACCUCGCCUUCAGGCCGCACAUUGAGGAGGACCUGAACAAGUUCGCCAGCUACCAGAUACAGCCAUUCUUCGUCUUUAGUGGCCUAGAUCUCGCACAGCAGGACGACCCGUUCCGACAGAGGCAGGAGGGCGCCGCAGCCAUUGCAGCUGCCUGGAGCUUGUACGACAGCCACGACGCAGAGCAGUCAGUCGUCAGGUUUGGUGAAUCUUGUCAGAACCCCGACUCUUUUUGCUGCUGUUACGAACUGACACUCAUCAGCCUAUGUCACGCCGGAUGACCUCUUUCGCGCGCUGCAGUCCAUCCUAGUUGAGAGGAAAGUUCCGUUCCUAGUCGCGCCGUACAGCGCAUGGGCUCAGCUCGCGUAUCUUGAUAAGCGCAAUGAGGUGCAGGCUAUCUCCGGGUCGUCCGAGCUCCUCCUCUUCGACUGUGACAGGGUCAUCACAUCCUGGGACCUCGAAGCUGGC